CGCAUUUACUGUUACCUAUGGAAGUGCAACAAAGAUCUCCCACAAAAACAGGUUGCUGUGCCUCUCCAUAUCCUGCACUGUUUUAGCGUCAUUUAAAGAGAGCAACUGUCUGCCUUUGUCUAACAUCCUGACUCCUUCUGCAUGUGAAGCCUGUGAGAUUCCUCUGUUUAUUCCCCCUGCUAUAUAGUCUAAGAGAGCUUCCAUUCCAACAAACACGGAAUAAUGGCUUCCUUCUGUCAUGACAUAUGUAGUUUCCGGUGCACCUGCCGUCAGACGAAACAUGAACAAAGGGACCAAACUCCUGUCAUUGCAGUGCAACAGCCUCAAACUGUGGUCAAUCUGCAGGCUAAUCCUGUCAUGACGGCUAAUCCAAGGUCUUCUCCACCUUCUGUUGGCGUUCAAAACCCAGAAAUGUUUCACAACUUUCCUCCUUGGUUUCAAAACCCUUCUCAGUUUCCUGGUGGUAAUCAAAACCCUCCUCCAAAUCCUACUGGUUAUCAAAACCCUCCUCCGAAUCCUACUGGGUAUCAAAAACCUCCUCCGAAUCCUACUGGGUAUCAAAACCCUCCUCCGAAUCCUACUGGGUAUCAAAACCCUCCUCCGAAUCCUACUGGGUAUCAAAAACCUCCUCUGAAUCCUACUGGGUAUCAAAACCCUCCUCCGAAUCCUACUGGGUAUCAAAACCCUCCUCCGAAUCCUACUGGGUAUCAAAACCCUACUCAGAAUCCUACUGGGUAUCAAAACCCUACUCAGAAUCCUACUGGGUAUCAAAAACCUCCUCAGAAUCCUACUGGGUAUCAAAAACCUCCUCCGAAUCCUACUGGGUAUCAAAACCCUCCUCCGAAUCCUACUGGGUAUCAAAAACCUCCUCAGAAUCCUACUGGGUAUCAAAAACCUCCUCCGAAUCCUACUGGGUAUCAAAACCCUCCUCCGAAUCCUACUGGGUAUCAAAAACCUCCUCCGAAUCCUACUGGGUAUCAAAAACCUCCUCAGAAUCCUACUGGGUAUCAAAAACCUCCUCCGAAUCCUACUGGGUAUCAAAACCCUCCUCCGAAUCCUACUGGGUAUCAAAACCCUCCUCCGAAUCCUACUGGGUAUCAAAAACCUCCUCUGAAUCCUACUGGGUAUCAAAACCCUACUCCGAAUCCUACUGGGUAUCAAAAACCUCCUCUGAAUCCUACUGGGUAUCAAAACCCUACUCAGAAUCCUACUGGGUAUCAAAACCCCCCUCAAAAUACUGGUGGGUUUGAAACUCAUCAUCAAAGUCCUGCUGAGUAUCUAAACCUUUGUCAAAGUCCUGAUGGGUAUCAAAACUCUCCUCAAUGUCUUACAGAGUCUCAGAAAUCUGUUACAGAACCCGAUGCUUAUAAUUCCUAACAACAUCUGAGCAAACUUGUAAAUAAUGAAAUCUGCUCAGAUCAGCCAUGAUCAUGUUGGUGUAUAACAGGAUUCUGUACUCUAUUCAAAAAUUUAUUCGACUCUUAACACUUCAAAAAAAGUGUUGAGCUUGAGUUGUUUCAGUUCAUAUGUAUAUUUACAUUAUUAUAGACAAUGUAUAACUACUUCAUUAAUUUGUAGAUCUAAACUCAUCAAUAACAAAAAAAGAAAUAAAAAUUGAGUGACUG
Messenger RNA from Gambusia affinis (western mosquitofish), 1625 nucleotides. Its product is annotated as leucine-rich repeat extensin-like protein 3. The coding region runs from base 223 to 1377 and encodes 384 amino acids. The transcript has 3 exons. NCBI's taxonomy places the organism in Eukaryota, Metazoa, Chordata, Actinopteri, Cyprinodontiformes, Poeciliidae. The record is from RefSeq and is a predicted model, not a curated record.